Molecule: messenger RNA, 798 nt
Organism: Exserohilum turcica Et28A
Lineage: Eukaryota; Fungi; Ascomycota; Dothideomycetes; Pleosporales; Pleosporaceae
Exons: 1
Coding region: 108-755 (215 amino acids)
Cellular component (GO): Golgi apparatus; TRAPP complex
Molecular function (GO): protein binding
Source: RefSeq, a predicted model, not a curated record
CCUUUUACCGACACCCCCUCACAAACGCCCAUUUGGUUCCCUGGGAACUGCGGCUGCUGGUAGUCCGUCUGGCUGCCCUGGGCUAUGGCGAAUGGCGCAAGGGCAUCAUGGCGUACUAUGAGCUUGCGCGCGAGUGCAGAGAGAAUAUCAUCAGAGGCCCUGAGCAGGACAAGCAGCUGUGGCGGGCCCGGCUGCGCGACUGCGGCAUCCGCGUUGCCAAUGUCCUGGUGGAGAUGGGCGACCUCGAGGGCGCGGGCCGGCAUUUGGGCACGCUUGCGGCCGACGGCGAUGACUCGAGAAAAAUCAUUAUUAUGGAGACGCUGGUCUGGCUGCGUAUAGGCGAUGUGCAAUCGGCACGUCGCUGUUUGGCGCGGGCGUCGGAAACUUCGCCCGAUGACCUGAUCGACGGCACUCUCAAUGCCCUCAUUCAGCUCGCCAACUCCGACUACCAAGCUGCCGUCGCGUCCUUCCAGGCUCUCCACGAGCAGUUUCCGGAAGACGCCAUGGUGGCUCAAAACCUAGCCGUGUGUCUGCUGUACACUGGACGCAUUUCGGAUGCAAGGACGAUUCUGAGUGACUUGGUGGACAACAGCCCGCCAUUCCAUUCUCUCGUCCUCAACCUGAGCACGGUGUUUGAGCUCUGUACGGAGAGAAACCGAGACAAGAAGCUCGCACUGGCUGAAAAGCUUGCCAGUAGAAAAGAAGGCGCUGGAGGUGUUGGCUGGGAGCUCACCAAUGCCGAGUUCAAGUUGUAGUUUAGCAAUGAAUUAGAUACCCUCGGUGAAUCAAGGCACUUGC